UCAGAGAGAGAGAGAGAGAGAGAGAGAGACUUACAAGGAACUCGUCCGAGACCCUAAUCCCACUACAUCCCUCUAUAUGCUUUUGUUAUAUAUAUCAUUCUAUAAGUCCUAAUCCUAUAUUGGAAAGCUUUUAUAUUUGGAUUCUUUCUCUUUCUCGCUCGCUUGCUCUGUGGAUUUUGAAUAACUCAGAUUGUUUGAUGGACUGUUGUGUACCCUACAGAAGAAUCCCCAUUAACGGAGCUUUACCCUCUGCGGUAAAGUCUGAAUGGGAUUUCAAGGUUUUAUCGAGGUUCUCUUCUUCGGACAUUUCUCGCAAUCUCAGCGUUUCUUCUCAGAGAAGGGUUAAAUUGGGUUUUGGAGGACGGAUUGGGGAUUGGAAUGAUAGGAGAUCGAUUCGAAAAGUGUCGAUCUCGGCUGCAAGUGCGGAAUCAAGUCACUGUGGAUAUAAAACUGUAGUUUGGCCCCUUGAGCCAAGGUCGUCUGCUGGGAAAUUCCUCAGCAUUGUAUUGCAGAACCAGCGCUUCCUUUUCGAUCUUGCUGUGACCGAGCAGUUGAAUGAGUCAGCUUUCGACAGGGAUGGAGCCAUCUCCCGCAAGCAACACAGUGAGGGUUCUCCAGAAUCCUGUCUUCACAGGUAACUCCCAUCCCUUUUUU
Molecule: messenger RNA, 654 nt
Organism: Macadamia integrifolia
Lineage: Eukaryota; Viridiplantae; Streptophyta; Magnoliopsida; Proteales; Proteaceae
Exons: 2
Coding region: 198-638 (146 amino acids)
Source: RefSeq, a predicted model, not a curated record